Aspergillus mulundensis is the source of this 1317-nucleotide messenger RNA. Its product is annotated as chalcone isomerase domain-containing protein. The coding region runs from base 1 to 1317 and encodes 438 amino acids. NCBI's taxonomy places the organism in Eukaryota, Fungi, Ascomycota, Eurotiomycetes, Eurotiales, Aspergillaceae. The record is from RefSeq and is a predicted model, not a curated record. The transcript has a single exon. Gene Ontology annotation, molecular function: intramolecular lyase activity.
AUGGCGAUGAAACCUCCUCUCUCAAUGUCAAACUUACCUUUCCGCAAUUGCGGUCAGUGUAUGCGCCACCGAUACCUCCGUCCUACCGCACCAUCCCGAUACCUCUCUACGACCUCUCCGCUUCGCAACAGUAACCCCCUCCGCGCGCACACAAGUGCAAAUGCAAACGCACGGGAGCAAGAGAUCGAAAGGUCCCGCCGGAGGAUUGCCCUAUCCGCGGCCGGGAUGGUGGCUUGCUCGUUGGCCAUGUUCGGAGUGAUCAAGCUGGAUUUAUACGGGUUAGAACAGCAGCAACAAAAGACCCAGGAGGAGGCGGAAAAGACAAAGAUUAAUGGGGCAACUCGCAUGGACGGACCGGAGGGAUUUCCGAGUAGUCCCUCUGUCAUUCGGAUUCAGGGUCAGGAUGGUGUAGAGCAAGUUGCGACGGGGACGAGCUCGGUGCCGCAUUUCCCGUCAACAAUCCGGCUGCCGAAGUACGAGGGCGACGGAAGCUCGGCUGCGUCGAAACUCGCGCCUUGGGACGAGGUUACCGGUGAUGGCGAAGAGCAAGAGGAAUACCAGCUCCUGGGCCUUGGAAUCCGCACCGUUUCGUUCCUGAAAAUCCAAGUCUACGUCGUCGGGCUGUACGUCGCCAAAUCGGACAUCUCGGAGCUCCAGCAGCGCCUCGUGCAUAUGGCCGUCCACCCUCCGAGCGAUAAGCAGGUGAUUGCGAACCCGGUCGGCGCAACCUCUGCUACCUCGUUGGUGUCUACCGAGCGUCAAAGGUUGAAGGACCUCCUGCUUGACGGUGAGCAAGGCGAAGACGCCUGGAACGCGAUCCUGAAGGACGAUGGCCUCCGAACUGCCAUUCGCAUCGUCCCAACCCGCAACACAGACUUCGGCCACCUGCGCGACAGCUGGGUGCGUGGAAUCACGACGCGCGCGCAAAAGGCCAACGCCAAAGCCAAGGCCGCUGCUGCUGAGGCUGGUGCGGGUGCCACUGCGCCUGAGGAAUUCCAGGACGAUGCAUUCGGCACCGCGGUGAACGACUUCAAGACCUUGUUUGGUGGCGGUCAGCGCAAGCAUGUGCCCAAGGGCCAGACACUACUACUGCUGCGCAAUGCCCGUGGAGAGCUGGAUGCGCUAUUCCAGCCUGAUGCGGCGAAGCCGUUCCGGUUUAUGGGCCGUGUGUCUGACGAGCGGAUUAGCAGGUUGGUGUGGUUGAUAUACCUCGGUGGAAAGAAUGUGUCUAGUGAAGAGGCGCGACGAAGUGUCGUGGACGGCGUCAUGGGCAUUGUCGAACGGCCCAUUGGGACGGUCGUCCAGAAGAUCUUGUAA